GUCCUCCUACGCUACCGGGGAAGAAAGAUCAGUCCAACACGCUUCCGCGACUUACUCUCGCUUUCCGCCUUCUCCGACUAAAACAAACUUUAUUCGUGUUCGUGAAGCAACACAAAAACUCCCAGAAAAAGCAAAAGCAAAAGCCUGAUCAGAUACCGAAAGUUCGGUAGAACUAUUCAGAAAAGAGAGAGAGAGAGAGAGAGAGAGAGAGAGAGAAGCAGAGGGAGCCAUUGAAGUUACAUUGGAGCUUCAAGCAGAGACUUGGGGUUCGUCUCUUGAUUCUGAGAUUGUGAGAUGGGUUUUAGUGCGGCUAUGUUUAUGCUCUCAACGCCACUAAAGCCAUCUCCAUCUCUCUCAGAACACAAAAGCUCGCUCCUCGUUUAUGGUAAUCGCUCUGUGAAGAAGCGCUCCUACAGAUCGAUUUUUCCGAUUGCGAGGCUUUUUGGACCUGCCAUUUUUGAAGCAUCCAAGCUGAAUGUUUUAUUCUUAGGGGUGGAUCAAAAGAAACACCCUGGUAAUCUUCCGAGAGCUUACACGCUUACCCACAGCGAUAUCACCGCUAAACUCACUCUGGCUAUCUCUCAUACGAUCAAUAGUUCCCAGUUAGAGGGGUGGUACCACAAACUCCAAAGAGAUGAAGUGGUUGCAGAGUGGAAGAAAGUGAAAGGAAAGAUGUCCCUCCAUGUUCACUGUCACAUAAGUGGAGGUCAUUUCCUGUUAGAUCUCUGUGCCAGACUUAGAUACUUCAUCUUCCGCAAGGAGCUCCCAGUGGUACUCAAGGCCUUUGUUCAUGGAGAUGGGUACCUCUUCAACAAUUACCCAGAGUUGAAGGAAGCUCUGGUUUGGGUUUAUUUCCAUUCCAACAUUCCAGAGUUCAAUCAUUUAGAAUGUUGGGGUCCACUGGAGGAUGCAACGGCACCUUCCCACGGUGAUGGUGGAGAGGUCCACCUCCACUUCCACCAGAAGCAAAGUUCUUCUCAUGGAGAUAAAAUUAGAAAGAUGUGGACUAGACCAGAGACGUGCCCAAGUAACUGUACUUGUUGCUUCCCUUCAACGAGCUUGAUCCCAUGGUCCCGUGAUUUUAGAGAGGAAAGCCACGAAAAUCAUCAAAAGUUCAAAACUUAACGCAGCAAGUGUUGGAUUGACGUUGUACGUGGUUUAAACAUCAAAGCUUAUGGAUCAGUUCUACUCUGUGUGUAAAUAAAAUAAAUUUACCAGCAGUCCAACUCCAACCCCGAAAGACCCAUCCAAUCCAAGCAUCAAGCAUGGUUGGUUAACAGCUAGGGGUCGGGAAAUUCAUCUCUUUCUAUUUGUCUUCCCUUUGUAAUUUGUAUCAGUUACUUGUAAUUGUCUCCUUUUUGUUUGUAAUUGAUUAAUACUGCACUCUGCACACGAGUUGUGUCUUCAUUUAUGGAAACAAAAAAUUGAGAUGAUGACUUA
Molecule: messenger RNA, 1440 nt
Organism: Nelumbo nucifera (sacred lotus)
Lineage: Eukaryota; Viridiplantae; Streptophyta; Magnoliopsida; Proteales; Nelumbonaceae
Source: RefSeq, a predicted model, not a curated record